Mizuhopecten yessoensis (Yesso scallop) is the source of this 2846-nucleotide messenger RNA. Its product is annotated as WW domain-binding protein 4-like. The transcript is spliced from 9 exons. Gene Ontology annotation, molecular function: zinc ion binding; protein binding; RNA binding. The coding region runs from base 132 to 1064 and encodes 310 amino acids. Gene Ontology annotation, cellular component: precatalytic spliceosome; nucleus. Gene Ontology annotation, biological process: mRNA splicing, via spliceosome. The record is from RefSeq and is a predicted model, not a curated record. Lineage: Eukaryota; Metazoa; Mollusca; Bivalvia; Pectinida; Pectinidae.
GAAAUUAUGUCAUUGUCUGAGCAUGCGCAGCUUUGUAAACUUCCGACAUGUGUUUGAGUUGUUUCUCUUUCAUUAAGCUACACUAGCUGAAGCAGUACCAAGACAACAAUUAGAAGAAGAGUGUGGCUAAAAUGGCCACAUAUUGGAAAUCACAACCAAAAAAGUUUUGUGACUUCUGCAAAUGCUGGAUUACAGACAAUAAACCAAGUGUUGACUUUCAUGAAAAAGGAAAAAAGCAUCAAGAAAAUGUAAAAAGGAAAAUUGAUGAGGUGAGGAGGAAAAGUACCAAAGAUGCUGAGAAAAAGGAAGAGGCAGCAGAAGACUUCAGGAAGAUGGAGGAGGCUGCACUGGAGGCCUUUAAGAAAGACCUCGCAGAGAACCCAGAGUUAGCAGCACAGUACAGUGCAAAGAUAAAGGCAGCUAAAGAAAAACAAAAUGAAGGAAAGGAAGAACUUGAGAAAGAACAAAAAUCUGAAGGAGAAGAAGAAGAAGAAGAAUCUACACCUGAAGAUGCCGGUGAAUGGUUAGAGGCAACAUCUCCCGAGGGCUACUCCUAUUACUGGCAUACCAUCACACAGGAGCCAGUAUGGGUGGCACCAGAAAAAUUUGUAUCACUGGAAGAACAAAAGAAAAGGGAGGAGAAAAAGGCUAAAGAAGAAAGCGGCCAGCUGAUGGCUGCCGAGGAGAAUCCUGUAGAACCAGAGUAUACCUCAGCCUCAAACAUUGACACAGAAACAUUACUUGGUAUGAGUUUUGGACCCCAGCCCCAGCAGCCCGUCAAAAAUGUGUAUGGAUCCUGGAUCACGACCUCUGAUAAUGUUGUUAGGACUGAGGAUGAACCAGUUCCGAUAGAACCUGUCCCUGUGGAUUGUAUACCCCUCCCUGGAGAAUGUGAGCUACCACCCGACCAGCCCUCGGACCAGCAACAGAAACCAAAGAAGGACAAGUUCAAAGAGAAAAAAGUUACCUCCCUUGGGGGAGCCGACGGAGAACCAGUUGCUUUUAAGAAAAGGAAAAUUGCAUCUGGAGCACGGAAUACACGACGUCGAGAUAAUGAUGAUUGAUGAUAGUGUUUGGAUAUUAGAAUGACUUAACCCUUUCACCACUGUAGACCAUAAUGGACUCCUCCAGAUCAAUGUAUGGAAGGGUCUACUAAAGUUACCUAGGUGUGAAAGGGUUAACGUGUUAGCACUUCAUGCAUACAGCAUGUAAAACGUUCUGUAAGCAACAGUUAUGUGUCUGAUUCCAUACUGUUGUAAUUUUGGAUGAUCAUAGCAGUAUUGGUGCCAGUUGUUUGAAAGUAAGGUGUCAAGCAUGCUAUAAAUCUUGUAUUUUAUAGAAACAUAAGAAAUCUUUCAGAUAACACUGGGUAGGUUUGUCCUUUUAUUUAUUGUCCUGUCUGUCUAGUUUGAAGAUGUGUUGAAUGUUCACACUUUCUAGCAUAUACACAUUUUUUAUAAUUCCUUUUUAGUCAAAUUAGUGUGUAAUUCUAACAGUGCAGUAUGGCUUCACACCAUGUGCUGGUGGGUGAAAACACAGUCAUGCAAUCGCGACUGAAAAUAAUUUCACUAGAACUGUUUUUAAUCUGUUAUCACAGAUGGAGUGCUAGAUAAUUACUGCAUUGUGUCCUCUGUGGUGUUGAGAAGCGUACCAUAGUCUUCAUUGAAGCAUGGUGAUCCAUGCUGUACCUAGGUAGCCUAGCUACACUAUGUAUUUUCCGGGACCAGACUGUCAUUGUGGUUAUACCCUCCGUUCAACUGUCCUGUACUCUCAUCAAGUGAAUGUUGCCAAAUCAGCAGUCAUGACCACAGACUACCGACUUUUAUCAUUUCAUUGUAGGUAAAAUUUGUGUUGCCGAAAAAAACUGUUGUUUCGAUUUAUUUUGUCAUCAAAUCUUUUAAUAGUGUGACCAUUUGGCUACUUGACGAUCUUUAAUGCAAGCCCUGCUCAAAGUGUCUCCUACUUCAUGUCUGGCAGAGGAUGCAGACCAGAUGUAUACCAUGUCCGUUGGCUAAUCAGUACAGAUGUUUUUUUGACUUGGAUCAAGGUCGUGACAAGGGGUCAAAGUGCAUAUUCUUCACUGGACUGUAACUUCUGAUCUCCACAACUUUUCAUUUUGAAGCUUAAUAGGUAUGUUGUGUUGAUGACUAGAUGAUGUGUCUUACUAAAAAAAAGAUGUCACAUAACGCUCUUUAUUUAUUUCAGAAUAUUUUCUUGUAUAAGUUUUACAUACAAAAGGAAUUGGGCAAUAGACAAAGGCUAUGAAAGCCCUCUAUACACAAUGAAAUAUGACAUUGUUUAUUUUAUUUUUUUGACAAAUUGCUACCAAUAUUAAUAAUUAGAAAAUAAUGAGGGUUGCCAGUUUGCCACAGAUUCAGUGAACCAGUCACAUGUGCACUGGUGGCUACAACUGUCUAUACACUGUAUAAUUGGAUAUAUGCAGACAGCUAUUAUUUAAUGGAAAUCAAACUAAUGUAUAAUUUUCUGAUAUUAUUUCUAAUUCGCAAAGGUUUAUAUUUACUUUUGGCACCAUGAUAUUUGAAACAUAGAUAUUGAAUAUCUUUUGGUAUUUCGGGGAAAAGACAUGUCAGAUUGAGUUGGGGAGUCGGGGGGGUCAGGGGGUUUGGGGGAGUCAGCCCCCUUCUUAAAGAAUAAUAAUUCUGAUACUAUACAUCUUAGAACCAUUUUGUGAAAUGACUGAUAAGCAAUGUCAUUUGCAUGUUUGCAGUCUGACCACGCCCCUCAGUAUGUAUUUUUUCAAGCAUUUUCAAAUAUAUGUUACUACAUAGCAUAUGAAUGAACACACACACACCACUCAUUCACUCAUGCACACCAUUUAUCAUCAU